AUGAUCAAAGCCAGCUCUACUCCAAUUGUAAUUCUUGUCCUGAGCCUGAUGGCUCUGAGUUCGGCAGAACCGCUCCGACGGAGAUUCUCCGCCCGGCAGGAACAGGCUCCACCCAGUCCUUCCCCCACGGGUUAUCCAGAGGCGGGAGUCACACCGAGUGUCCCUUUCGAUCUGCCCAGCUCGACAGUCAAGCCGGAGAACACUUACCUGCCACCGGAUAACACCUAUGGACCUCCUGAAAACACUUACGGACCACCAGAUAACACUUAUGGACCUCCAGAGGCCGAUUUCGCGCCGGUAGCUGAUCCCGAGUCGCAGCCGCAGCCUGAAAGUCCCCUUCCCGAGACCGAUGAUAUUCCAGAGACUGAGGACGAGUCGGUGGACAGCGCCAAGUUGCAGCCCGCUGAUGCGGACGCAGAGGAGGAUGAACCGCAGUUGGAGGUGUCUGAGGAUGGCGCUGUCAUCGUCGUGGCUAGCAGUCUCGACCAGCCACAGCCCGCCCAGUCCGCCCGGCUCUACCAGCGAUUCCCUCAGGGUCGCCGUUACCAGCAGCCCGUUCCCCAGCGACUGAUCCUGCGUCGCAGUUGGUAG
Drosophila subpulchrella is the source of this 591-nucleotide messenger RNA. RefSeq names its product mucin-7. The coding region runs from base 1 to 591 and encodes 196 amino acids. The transcript has a single exon. NCBI's taxonomy places the organism in Eukaryota, Metazoa, Arthropoda, Insecta, Diptera, Drosophilidae. The record is from RefSeq and is a predicted model, not a curated record.